This is a messenger RNA of Jatropha curcas, 676 nucleotides long. RefSeq lists its product as uncharacterized. Lineage: Eukaryota; Viridiplantae; Streptophyta; Magnoliopsida; Malpighiales; Euphorbiaceae. The record is from RefSeq and is a predicted model, not a curated record.
CACAAAUGGUAGCAACUUCAAUGCCCUUAACCUCCUUGUCAAGUGUCUCUACCGCUUACCUUCUUCACAACCAAAACGUGUCUUUUUCUUUCUUUUAAUUUUUUCCCAUAUAUAUAUAUGUUUGAUGUUUUAACAUUUCUUUAAAGCCUCUCUUCAUCAAUCAUUAACCAUAAGCAGUUGCACAGAGCCUGAAGUGUGAUAUCUUUUUAGUUUUCAAGAAAUGGAGAAAGAGCAAAUCAAGAACGAGAAACAGAGCAGUGAAUAUGUGGGUGUUCCAAUUCAUAAUCAAGUAAUUAAAAUCAAGCAAGAAUUCGAAAAGAUAAAGCAUCCAUCGUUGAAGCAAACAGAGAUGAGACGUGUUAUUUGCAAGAUUAGCGGAGAAAGAUCUCGUUCUCCUCUGGGCUUAGCAGAGAGACCCAUCUCUGUAGGCAAUUAAUGGUAGUUUUAUAGUUAUUGAUGGAAUAUCUAGUUGUAUGGUGAAUUUUCUACUCUUAAUUUUCAGGUUUUAGAUUUUUUUUUCUUUUGUCUUGGUUUUUCAUAGUUGCUCUGUUUUUUGCCUUCUUGUCCCCUGCUUUUCUACUUUGCUCUGUUUUUGAGGUUUUGGUGCAGUUGUACAUAUCUUUAAUGAAGGAAGGAGUAGAAAAUUGAGGAUAUGAUGAAAGAUUUUACCUUUUUA